GCGACAACCCUAUCGGGUGUAGCGAAUAAUUUAUCUAGCAUAGAAAAAUAAUUCAAAAGUAUUUGUUCUGUGAAUAAACAAAACAAAUUAAUUAGAACGCCAUGUGCGUUUCUAGAAUCGUUAAAUCUUUUGCAUAAAAUAAAAUUAAGUAAAAAUCAAUAUCCUCAUCAAUCAUUCUUCUCGUAUUUGGAUCACGGACCAACCCCUAUACGCGAGUCGAGCGUAUAAGACCAGAAAAAGGGAUAUAUAUAAUAGUUAAUUCGACAAAAUAAUCAUAAUGUUUAAAAAUUAUUGGAUGUUCAGGGUGCUGGCAUUUUGCGCACUAGCUGCACUAUGCCUCUGUGUCGUGAAUGACCCUUAUAAGGAGCUUGGAAUAACUAGGACAGCAUCGGUGACUGAAGUGAGAAGAGCCUAUAAACAAUUGGCAAAAGAAUGGCACCCCGAUAAAAACAAUCAUCCGGAUGCUGAGCGGAAAUUUGUGCAAAUUAAAAAGGCCUAUGAACUGCUGAAUGAUGCUGAGCGUCGGAAGAUUUACGAUCGACAUGGAAUCACAAGUGAAGAUUCGCAUUAUUUUAAGCAAAAGCAUGAUUACAGCGGUUACAAUCGUUUCGGCUUUGACCCAGUUGAAGAGUUUUUCGGCAAGCAAUUCGGUUUUGACCAGGACAUCAGUGUGUAUCACAAGUUGUCGGUGACAUCUAAUUAUUUCGAGCAAACAAUUAUACCAAAGAGUAAAACCAAAUUGUACAUCAUUAUGUUUUAUAACGAUUGGUGUUUCGGCUGUAUAAGAAUAGUUGGAGCAUUCAAGAAACUAAUCGAUACUUUCGAACCACUUGGCAUCCAAUUUGCGACAAUAAAUGCGGCACACGAACCAAGUAUUCUACGAAAAACUGGAGCGGAUAAUAUUCCUCGAAUGGUGCUGGUUAUGGGUGGACAUAGUUAUGUGUAUCGUGAGAAUAUUUAUACACAACAGAAACUCGCUGAAUUUUUACGCAAGAAAAUGCCCUUUAAGAUUGGACAACGGAUUAAUGACGAUAAUCUCAAUGAUUUUCUAAAUGGUUGGACUGACAACAGGGUACGGGCUUUGGUCUUGGAGCCACGCAGUGUGACAAGAUUGAGAUAUCUUAUAUCUGCCUUUGCGUUUCAUGAUCGUGUGGCAUUUGGAUUUGUGGAUCUUACAAAUAAAAACGCUAAGAUGAUAAUUGAACGAUUCAAAGCUAAUCCUAAAUUGGACACACUCUUUCUGUUCAAUGAAGAUUCGUUGAGAGCCGUGGCAAGUAUUUCCAUGGCCGAUAUACCCACUCAAACACUUGAGAACAUUAUUUCAUCGAACCAAUACUUGUCACUUCCAAGGCUGUCAUCGCAAGAGGUGCUCGAAGGUGUUUGUCCAGCUGAGUGGAACAGGCCCAGAAAGCGAUUGUGUGUGGUCUUAAUAACCGAAAACUCACCAGAGUAUGAUAAUGCAAGGGGAGCCUUGAGACACAUUGCCCAAGAGAGUGGAUACAGCUUGGAAAGAGUACGAUUUGCGUACAUGUACAAGGAGAAGCAAGCUGAUUUCCUAAAUGCCAUUUCAAAGGGUUCCUUUGAAGACAACUUAUUGCGUCUGGUGGUCAUAUGGCGACGUGAUAGCACCCAAAUCAAAUACGAAUGGGUCGACGGAGCCAAAUUAGAUAUAAAAACUACAGAUUUUAACAACAACACGGCCAUUAAUACGACUAAACAUGAGAUUAAUCUAACUAUACAAAGACUUUUGAAAACAUCUGAGGCUUUAACCUAUGAGGCUUUUGUCCAGAAUCUACUGGACGAACAUGCUCAGGGCUUAUUGAGUAAAUGGAUAGCUCGUUUACUCUAUUUAGUGGACUAUCUAUCUGACAAUAUUGAAGAUGAGCACGUGUUUGCAGCUUUAUCGCUAUUGGGAACUAUUGCCUUUAUGUUCGGAAUUGGAUAUGUAAUGAUGUACUUUGUUCGAGCUGAAGAGGAGACUCUCAAAGCCCAGGGACAACUAAAUACUGAGGGAUUGUGCAAUAAGCCAAAUAAGCAGGCGCCAGAACUGAAACUGUAUGAGCUAAGAGCUGAGAAAUACAAUGGAUUAGUGCGUUUGCUGAAGCCAGGAUGUCGAACAAUAAUAUUGAUAACGGACCUGCAGAGUCGACCGAAACUUAUACCGCCUUAUCAUCGAGCUGUUUGGCCAUAUAGGCGAACCAAGACUCUAUUAUUUGGUCAUAUGCUUAUUGAGAAAGGAUUGUCUUGGUAUUCAGAGCUGCUUCGCUUAUCAUUAUGCACAAAUCAGAAUCUACAGAUAAAUCCAAGAAACUGUGUAGGCACCGUCAUAGCAUUAAAUGGACACCGAAAGUAUUUUUGCGUAUAUCACGCAAAGCAUCCCGAAUGCGCUCGGGGAACUAAAAGAAUGAUUAAAAUGACCAAGCAAUUGCUGGAUAGAAAUGACGACCCAGAGAUUGGAAACUUCCUUGGUGUGAAUUAUUCGGAAGAAUCGGAUGCUGAAACAAAUGUUCUCUUUGAAGACAAUUUAUUAGAUGGUCUCAGCAAUUGGCUGGACCGAUUGUUUGAGGGAACUACACAUAGAUACUUCAUUAACUACUGGCCUGAUUUUCCAACGAAGUAAAUUCGUCGCAAUAAAAACAAUAUUCAAAAUAAGGGUAAUCUAUCUCUAGCAACUCUAUCUUGGCACCAAUUUCUUCAACUAACUAGCGUAGCUUGCCUCCCAAAACUUGAUGUGGACCAAAUCAAGGAUACUGCCAACAUACUUCGCAUCGCCAAAUCCGUCAUUAACUACAUGCAAACAGUAUUGUGUUGAUUCAAAUGAUAAUCAUUCAUUUUUGUAUUAAUUAUAUUUGUUAGCAAAGAAAUAAAAGUAAGUUUAGUGCAUUACAUAUUGCAAUAUUAAACUGAA
Molecule: messenger RNA, 2908 nt
Organism: Drosophila innubila
Lineage: Eukaryota; Metazoa; Arthropoda; Insecta; Diptera; Drosophilidae
Gene: l(3)80Fg
Product: dnaJ homolog subfamily C member 16
Exons: 2
Coding region: 278-2620 (780 amino acids)
Source: RefSeq, a predicted model, not a curated record